AUGAAAUCCAUCAGGAGGACAUUGCAGGAACAUGGACUUCUCCAAUAUUUCGCAGCCAGGGAGCCUUUGGUGAACUAUAUGGAUGUGAGUGGUGGGUUUACCUUUUGUGUCCAUCCAUUUGGAACUAAUCAACAGAAUGAAUACUUUGGCACCAUUUCCAUUGGAACUCCACCCCAAGACUUCUCGGUUGUGUUUGACACGGGAUCUGCCAAUCUGUGGGUGCCCUCUGUCUCCUGCUCCAGUGCAGCUUGCACAAAUCAUCAUAGGUUUAAUCCUCACAUUUCCUCCAGCUUUCAACCUUCCAGUCAGACAGUCUCCAUCUCCUAUGGCACAGGCAGUAUAAGUGGUGAUCUGGCAUACGACACGGUGCAGGUGGCAAAUAUUGCAGUUCAGAAACAAGCUCUGGUUCUAACUGAGACAGAGUCCAUUUUCCUCUUCUACUCCCACUUUGAUGGAAUCUUGGGGUUGGGGUAUCCCAGUCUUUCAGUGUCUGGGACACCUCCUGUGUUCGAUAACAUGUGGAGUGAAGAAUUAAUUCCAGAAGAUAUCUUCUCUGUUUAUCUCAGCAGUGGAAGUGGAAGUGUUGUGGUAUUUGGCGGAAUUGAUGAUUCUCUGUACACUGGAAAUCUGCAUUGGGUGCCGGUCACAGAACAGAAAUACUGGCAGAUUACAAUAGACAGGAUUACCAUGAAUGGUCAGGUGGUGGCCUGUCUAGAGGGAUGUCAAUCUAUAGUGGAUACGGGGACAUCGGUCAUCGCUGGUCAUCCAGGCGCCAUCAGUGGGAUCCAAAGAGCCAUUGGAGCAACUCCGGACACAUACGGACUGGUGACUAACCUUCAUAUAUCUCUCCUUACGUGA
Messenger RNA from Staurois parvus, 858 nucleotides. The record is from the annotation of a GenBank genome assembly. NCBI's taxonomy places the organism in Eukaryota, Metazoa, Chordata, Amphibia, Anura, Ranidae.